AUGGCGGCGCUGCGGGCGCUGCGGUGGCGGCGGCUCCCGGGGCUCGUCCCGCGGCGGCUCCUGAGCACGGCCGAAUCCCCCGAGGAGCGGCCGCAGUUCCCGGGAGCCUCGGCCGAGUUCGCCGAGCGCCUCGAGUUCAUCCAGCCGCAGGUGCUGGCCGGGAUCCCGGUGUACCGGGUGAUGGACCGGCAGGGACACGUCCUGAGACCCACCGAGGACCCCCAGCUGCCCAAGGAGCAGGUGCUGAAGCUCUACAAGACGAUGACGCUGCUCAACACCAUGGACAGGAUCCUGUACGAGUCCCAGCGCCAGGGCCGGAUCUCGUUCUACAUGACCAACUGCGGCGAGGAGGGGACGCACGUGGGGGGUGUCCAUUCCUCCAGGGCCGGAUCUCGUUCUACAUGA
Messenger RNA from Pseudopodoces humilis (Tibetan ground-tit), 405 nucleotides. The record is from RefSeq and is a predicted model, not a curated record. Lineage: Eukaryota; Metazoa; Chordata; Aves; Passeriformes; Paridae.